Molecule: messenger RNA, 1241 nt
Organism: Psammomys obesus (fat sand rat)
Lineage: Eukaryota; Metazoa; Chordata; Mammalia; Rodentia; Muridae
Gene: Hsbp1
Product: heat shock factor binding protein 1
Exons: 4
Coding region: 97-330 (77 amino acids)
Biological process (GO): cellular heat acclimation
Cellular component (GO): cytosol; nucleus
Molecular function (GO): transcription corepressor activity
Source: RefSeq, a predicted model, not a curated record
UGUCGCGAGAACUGGCGGCUUUGGGGCGUCUGCGCCAAGAAACCGAAGUGUAGGUGACGGUUCCGAGACAUCGCCGCCAAGCUGGGCACCGGUGAGAUGGCCGAGACGGACCCCAAGACCAUGCAGGACAUCACCUUGGUGGUGGAGACGCUCUUACAGCAGAUGCAAGACAAGUUUCAGAUCAUGUCGGACCAGAUCAUCGGAAGGAUCGAUGACAUGAGCAGUCGCAUUGACGAUCUGGAGAAAAACAUCGCUGACCUCAUGACCCAGGCUGGAGUGGAAGAACUGGAAGGUGAAAACAAGAUUGCCACUGCUGCCCAGAAGAGCUGAGGUCCAGGGAGAGCACCGGCUGCUGAUAAUUCACACUGAAUCCAGAGCGUCGUUUUCCCAAGCCAAGAGAAAAUCAAGUUGCUUUGUGCAACCAACUACUAUGUGUCGACAGGUUUAUAAAGCGUGCAUUCUUAUCACAGCCUGCGUAGUCUGUAGAGUGUCCCCCUACCCUCUAUCUCCAUCCCCCAGUUUCUCAACCUUGGCAUCUUCACAUCCUGGUCGGUUCUCUUAAUUAUUAAACACUAAAACUUUGGCGGUUUCUGCAUAAAAUUGUCAGACUUUUUGGUAAUUUUUCUGAAGUCCUCUCCCCACUGUUCUUUCGUGGUAGCUGCUGUUUGAUGAAGUGGCAGAAUACUUUUUACUUAGGUGACUAGUAUCUCCUCCCCUUGGCAGAAGCCGGACCGUGAGACGUGUAUGUUUAGGGUUCAUUCCCUUUCAGUGCAAAGUGACUGUUGAGCUGACACUACUAGAGUGUCAAAUAUUUUUCCAAGUGGCCGAGAACAUCUAAUAAUUGUUUGUGCCGAAGUGUCUAUCAGAGUUUUGCAUGAGAUGCUAGCAGCAUUGGUGGGGCCUUCAAUGCCCAUCUGAUGGAACGUCAGAACCCACUGACUGAAAGGGAAGAAACCAAAAGACCCAUGAGUCUACCGCCAGUCACAUGGCUGAGACAUGCUCAGCGACUGUGGGGAGUGCGGGUUUUAAGAAAUACUGUUUUACUUGAACUGUUUCUUGUCUAAAUUCUUGCACAGUGAAUACUAUUGUUGAUAAAAGAAGAUAGAUAAUAAACUCUUUACAUUUGGAAUUCUGGUGUUGGAGGCUUAGCCUGGAGGCCGCUUUUGAUGACCUGGAAGGCAAUCUAUGUCACUGUCCCCACAGAGUGAUUUCAUACAAUAAAAUAACAUGAAUAAUUAAAA